Hibiscus syriacus is the source of this 1586-nucleotide messenger RNA. RefSeq names its product serine/threonine protein phosphatase 2A 57 kDa regulatory subunit B' beta isoform-like. The transcript is spliced from 2 exons. The record is from RefSeq and is a predicted model, not a curated record. Gene Ontology annotation, biological process: signal transduction. The coding region runs from base 130 to 1545 and encodes 471 amino acids. Gene Ontology annotation, molecular function: protein phosphatase regulator activity. Lineage: Eukaryota; Viridiplantae; Streptophyta; Magnoliopsida; Malvales; Malvaceae. Gene Ontology annotation, cellular component: protein phosphatase type 2A complex.
AUAAUUUAUUAAUAUUUUAGUUAUAGAGAAUUGUUUGAUGUAAGUAGUGUCAUCGAAACUUCAAAAAUCACUAGUGUCGGAUGUUUAAUAUCUAUUCCGAUUGAUCGAUUCAGUUGUUUUCAAUCCAAAAUGUUUAAGAAUUUUAGGAAAGGAGGACAACGGAAGCAUUCUAAAGCUGACGCACCGGAUGCACCCGUGAAUGGAUCCGGUACACUCGGAUCGGGUCAGUUACCGAGUCCCCGUGACCCGCUACCAAGCCUCCCUCCGAUGACGAAGGUGGAACCCCUGCCGUUAUUCAAAGACGUCUCCAAAUCAGAGAGGCAGACUCUGUUCUUACGAAAAUUACAGAUUUGUUGCUUCCAAUUCGAUUUCACGGACUCCUUGAAAUCGGUACGACAGAAGGAGAUCAAGCGGCAAACAUUAAUUGAACUCGUCGAUUUCAUCCAGUCCGGAACGGGCAAGAUCGCCGAUGUGUGUCUCGGAGAGAUGAUCAAGAUGGUAAGAGUCAACAUUUUCCGAUCCCUUCCGCCGGGGUAUCACGAGACAACGGGACCGGAAGGCGGCGAUCCCGAAGACGAGGAAAACUAUUCGGAACCCGCAUGGCAGCAUUUACAGAUCGUUUACGAGCUCCUCUUGAGGUACAUCGUCUCCUCCGAUACAGAAACCAGGUCCGCCAGGCGAUACAUUGAUCACACCUUCGUCUUAAAGCUGCUCGAUCUGUUUGAUUCUGAAGAUUCAAGGGAAAGAGAGUAUAUAAAAAUGGUUCUCCAUCGGAUUUACGGUAAAUUCGUGGUGCAUCGCCCGUGUAUCAGGAAAGGCAUAAACAACAUAUUCUAUAGGUUCAUAUACGAAACCGAGAGGCACUGCGGCGUCGGCGAGCUUCUCGAGAUCCUCGGAAGUAUCAUCAAUGGCUUCACGGUGCCGAUCAAAGAAGAAUACAAGCUAUUCCUUACGAAAACAUUGAUCCCUUUGCAUAAGCUGAAACAGCUCUCGCUUUAUCAUCAGCGGUUAUCUUAUUGCAUCGUCCAAUUUGUUGAUAAGGAUUAUAAGUUGGCUGAUGUAGUUGUUAGAGGGUUGUUGAAGUAUUGGCCAUUGGUUAAUUGUCAGAAGGAGGUUCUCUUCCUAGGCGAACUCGAGGAAGUUCUCGAAGCCAUGCAGUUCGCCGAGUUCCAGCGAUGCACGGUUCCUCUCUUCCGACGGGUUGCUCGGUGUGUUAAUAGCCCCAAUUUUCAGGUGGCGGAACGAGCCCUUUUUUUCUGGAACAGCGAGCACAUCGUGGGCUUAAUCUCGCAGAACCGGAAGGCGGUGUUGCCGAUCAUGUUGGAGGCGUUGGAGAAGAACAUCAGAGGUCAUUGGAAUCCAGAGGUUCACGGGUUGACGGUCAAUGUGCGCAAGAUGUUCAUGGAAAUGGACCCCGUGUUAGUCGACGAGUGCGAGAGACAGCUCGAAGAGAAAGCGGCCAGAGCAGACGAGAUGGAAGAGCAACGGGAAAUGGCAUGGAAGAAGCUGGAAGAAGAGGCAGCUAAGAAAGGUGGAGGAGGCUAAACGAGUUCUGCUAUUCCCUUCUCAGUUUUGAUGGUAUGCUA